GAAUAUUAAUAAUUGCAGUACUUCUAUUAUUAACUGUAAAUGUUAUGUUUACAGGCUGUGAGCUGGUGAAGAAGACAGUGGUAGAGCGUGUAACUGUGUUCACAGGAGAGUCUGUAGUUCUGCCCUGUGUCUGCACUGACCUACAGGACAAACCAAAGUCUGUAAAAUGGCAGUUUAAUAGAAUCAAUGACUUUCAGGAAAUUUACCCUGAACAGACUGGACGUCACAGAAACAGAGUCAAACUGGUCAGUAACAACGCUCCAGGAAACCUCUCUCUACUCAUAUCAGACCUGACUGAAGAGGACCAGGGAGAGUACACAUGUUCUGUACAGGAUGAUAGAACAUAUUUCAGAUUAUCUGUUAAAGGUACAGUUUUUCAUUAAUGACUGUGAGCAGGCUUUACUCCAGUGUCAUGUGCCAUAUUACUAACAGUGAUAAAAACAGUCAUUAGUUUUAAUAAGUUUUGUCUUUUCAGUAGGAAGAAGAGAAACUUCAACACACUCGAGGAAAACAGACACAACACGUCCAUCAGAACCGCCUCAGAGAGGAAGAUGUGGAGAGGACGUGAUUACUGAAGGACAUCAGGACUGUGAGGGAAAACUGGAGGAUCGGGUUAGUACACGUAAAAUAACAGUUAUUACAGAUAACACACAUGUAACACACAUGCUCUCAUUGAACAGUGAGUUAUAGGAAAAUAUCUUCUGCUGCUUCUAUCAGAACAACACAUGGUGUAAAGAAAGAAGUCAGAUUUGGAGAUUUUUGUCGUCUUUACAGGAUUUUACUUGCUUCUUAGAGUCAACAGCCACAGUAUUGUCACUGUUUGUGUGUUAUAUGUGUAAUUUUCAUGUUCUGUCUUUCCACAGACUGAACCUGACGUUGUCACUUUCUGUACUAAAUAACACAUGAACACAGCCGGAGCAGCACGAGUUCAGAUCAACACUGGAGAGAAAUCUGAAUAUAGCAGCAUUAUAAUAAUCUAAUCCAAAAAUAAAUAUAGACACAUUCUCAGAUAUUAUAGAAUAAUGCUGAAAACAUAUAUUAAAUACACACCAUGGCCUAGCGCAAGACUCACUCUGUUGGAUUUAUUGUAUGUAUGUGAAAUUUUGCUAUUUAAAAAAUCAGAUUCAGACAUAUAAAUGUGUGUGUGUGUGUAUGUGUGUGUAUGUGUGUGUGUGUGUGUGUGUGUGUGUGUGUUUGGUGGGUUCCAGAUAAUUGUAUUCUCUUCAACUUCAUUUAUAUUAGCUAAGGGUAUUGUUCUGCAUUCACUUUGUCUAUCAAUCAUUAAAAACUGCUGAUGGAUAAUCUUGCAAAUUAUAUUUUGAAUGUACGUGUUAUUUUAUAUCUUAUAUGUACCAUUCUUACGUAUAUGAGAUUAAAAAAUAAAUGCUCUAGGAGGCUUUUGCAUAAAUAGACUGCUAUAGAAGUUCUUGUUUGUGACUUUUUAAAACUUUGAGUAAGAAUAAAAAAGGAGGAUUGUUGAAUCUGCCUGAACUGAACGUGUAUUUCUAUUCUUUCCCCCUAACACUCCUUACAAUUUGUUCACUUUUUUCACAAUUGUUUACAUGCUUUUAUUAAUAAUGCAUUUACUGAAAAGUGAUGUGCUUCAUUUACAUGAUUCAAAUGUGUACAGCAUAUUCACAGAAUAAAAUAAUUACAUCAAUACAAUUAUUUGCAAAAGAAUGUAAACUGAAAGAGUGAAAUUGUGUUGGUGUAAUAUAUAUUUUGUUCAUGCAGGAAUGAAGAAAUCAUUUGAAAAGUGGAUCACUUUUUUUCAGUGCUUGAUUGAUGUUGUACUUGCAUAUGUGAGUCUAUAUGUGUAGUGAAAAUACAUACUUAUACCACAGCGAUGUAGAAUCCUCGAUUCUGAUUGGCUGACAGACAUUCUGAUGCGUGCAAUUAUUUUUCAGUAAAUGCACAGCUAAAGUAGUUCCAGUCAGGUCUUGACCGCAUUACAGUUCCAUAUCACUUCGCCAAGUUCACUGAAGUAACGGAAAAGUUAGCCUACUGUCCACCACAGCACACACAUUUAACAACAAACAAAAUGACAGAAAAUAUCGAUUCUCCACAAAUAAGUAAUAAUUGAUGAUGAACCAUUGAAUUAUUGUAAAAAUAAUGUGCACCAGAGGUGGUAAUGCGGCCACGAGGCGAAGAGGAGGAUUGAGCCAUUGACAUGCAGUUAUUGGGGGGAGAGAGAGAGAGAAUCUUUAUUUAUUUAUUUAUUUGUUUUAUUUUCUGCAGUAAUAAAAAAACGAACAAACCCUGUGAACAAGUAGGCUUAUCGAUAUUUAUUCCUUUAUUUAUUUAUUUGUUCUAUUUUUAUAUAAUCAUGUCUCUCUUUCUUUCUCUCUCUCUCACGCUCUCCAAUAACUUCAAAUAAAUGGCUCAAUCCAAGGGGGGGGAGGGGGGGCAAAUUGUUUUCAAGAAAAAAAAAACAGACUCUGUGUAUUUUAUUGCUUUUCUAAUAGAAUGUACAUAAAUGAAAAACCCCGCUUUCCCUUUCCCUCUGUAUUUUUUUUUCUGGGGAGAGGCGAAGCGCCUAACGACAAAUCUAGCGACUUUUUGGUGGAGCUGUGUGGCUCACAUAAUGACAAAAACACUUUUUAUUUUGAAUGAAAUGUUUUGGGUAAGUUUCUGCAUUCUGCAGACAUGCAAUAGAGUUCUGAUGUUCCAGCAAACAGUUGUGACUAUUGAACGUACAGUUUAGAGGAUGUUAAGACUGUUUUGUGCCAACGCGAUUGAGAACAAGUGUAAUUAUCAUUUUGAUACACAGUAUAUUUUAAAAAGCUGAUUACUUUGUAAUUUGACUCAAUUAUACAUAAAUGUGCCACUGUGCAGUGACAAAAGAAAAUCUUGUUCAGAUUAGACAACAGUAUGAGGGUGGGAAAAUGAUUUUUGACUGAACUAAUUGUUUGAAAUUUUUUUUUAUUUGAACACACAUUGUAAAGAAAUCUUGGAAUAAUAGUUCUAAAUGGUUUUGUUUUACCUUUUUAUAGAUGGGUAGCAAAAUGCCUCCAGCACCAGAAGAUUUGCCAUUACAUUCAAGAAACCACCUUCCUCCUACAAUUUCAUCUGGAACCUCAGCAAAUCCAAAAGAUGUUCAUGUUUUAAUACACAGGGUAAAGGGUGUAGAAGAUCUUUAGGCUGUGUUCAUGGAUAGCAGCAUAAUUCAGUCUACUCUGAAGAUGGAAUUUGUAAAUGAGAAUGCUGUAGAUGAUGCAGGAGUGUAUAGAGAAGUUUACACUGCAUUCUGGGAUCAGUUCCUUGAACAAUGUGAAGGGGAAGAUGAGCGUGUUCUAGACUGAGACCAGACUUCUGUGAAGCUGAAUGGGAGGCAGUAGGAAGGAUGUGGGUAAAAGGAUUACUUGACCUUGGUGUACUGCCACUGAGGCUUUCCAGUGCUUUCAUUUUAGCAUGCAUGCAUGGAAUUGGCUCAGUCAGUGAUGAUGUCCUGAUGUCAUCUUUCCACAACUACCUCUCUCUGACUGAACGAUCUGCCAUUGCAAAGGCUCAUCAUCACCCACUGGAGGAAUGUGAUGAAGAGGAUUUGUUUACCUCUUGAGAAGAAAGGGCUCUCAUUGCAUCCCUCCAAAAAACACCAUGGAAGUUGCCAUCCAAACGAUGGCUCAUAAAGCAAUUCUUCAUGAGCCCAAAUAUAUAAUAGAAUAUAUAUUCCUUGCGCAGAAACCCCCACCAGUACUCCAUCCUUUGGUUGGCCGUACUUGCACCAUCCAAAUAGCUGUCAAGAGUUUCAUCUGCAUGAUUGAUGUAAAGGAAACGCUGAUCCCCCCAACAACUCUUGGGCAUCCUCCCAAACGCUUCACCGCUUCAAUAUAGUAACUGCCUAUUAGCUUUGGAUCGCUACUAGUUGUGUAUGCAUUAAGCCAGAUAAUCUUCCUCGAAAAGCCGUCAAUGCAACCAUUAAUACAAAUGCCAUAUGGUUUUAACUUAUCGUAUGAGUCCAAAUGCCAAAUCAUGUUGGGUCCCUUAGAAAAGUAGUUGUGCCGUCUGAGACGUCUGGCUCUCCUCACUGUAACUCCUGUAGGGUCCAGUUCCUUCAGCACCAAGCGCACAUCCUCUUGUCUCACACACAGACCCUUCUCUCUGCAUCUGGCGUACAUCUAUCGGUACCCAUGAAGUUGCCUAGAGGACUGCAGCUGAUUACGGAUGCAUGAAAGAAAAAUCGGAAGUAAACAAACACUCUCGUGGCCGCGAGUACAGGGCGUUGCACAGCUCAGUGAAGCACUCUUCCUCACCAUGUUAUACAUCUACCUCAACUACGAGCUCCAGCAACCAAAUUCCUGAAGCCCCAACCAAAGAGCGGCCUGAGUGGAGGAAGAGCCAGAGUAAAGAGUCUAAACGUCCAGCAUCCUACUACUGCCACGCUGCCAUCUUGGAUUACUCAGUGACCAAGAGAAGAUUUGAACAGGCCGACGUUGGCAGCCGAGAGAGAAAGGAGUUAUUGAAGACGGGGCACAGGAAGUCAAAUGAAGCGCGUAUCUCGGAAUGGAAACCCCAAAAAAUCUAGUUAUAUAUUUAUUAAUUAGAAAACUUGGUUCAGGGUGGGUUUCUUUUUUUUCAGAAAACUGUUUUAGUGUAUUUUUAUUUUGCAUUUUGGACAGUUUUUCCAUCGCUCUAGUACUACAACACGACUACUAUUGAUAUAAAGAGAAAAAAUAUGUAAACUUGAUCAUUCAGAUUUAAACAGUAUUUGAUUUUUGACGGCAAGGAGAUCGGGUUUAACUGGUUAAGUAACUCUUUCUGUGCUGCAGCUCUGGGGUUCCCGACGCUGCUGGUUCCCUGGGUGGUUCUACAGGAGCCGGACUCGUUAAAAAGCAGGAAACUGUCAAAGGCCAGCUGUGGACUACAUCUACACCUCCCUGAAGAACCAGGAGCCGCGUCUCUGGAGCCAGUCCAUGCAGCAAGUGUCUCACGCUGACUGUGAGCUGCUGAUUUUGUGUGUUUUGUGGGUUUUUCAUUUGUUCUUUGUAUGAAUGCAUGCAGCAGCUCACCAGGUGAUGGCACUGUUUGUUAACAUUGUUUCAGGCAGGCUGAACGUGGAGGAUAAUGACGAUCUGGUGCUGCAGUGCUGUCUCCAGUACAAGACGUUGUAUCCAGAGGGCACUAUCAUGCUGUGCACGCAAGCCGUACGUUCAAGACUCAGAAUUGUUCAGGCAUCUUUAGGAGGACAUCUUUGGGGGUCACAUCUGGAAUUGUUUGCUAAUUGAACAAAAGACCUUGUUUUCAUCUUCUGAUUUGCUCACAGUGGCCUGCUGGACACCUUUGGAUAUUUGAAUAGUGUUUUUAACAAUAAACAAUGUCACAAUACACAAUAAUCUGUUACGAGCAUUUACAUUUUUAAUGAGUGAGAGAGAGGGAGAGUUAUUAACUGUUUAAUGUUUAAUUGUUAAUGGAAUAAGUAAAAAUAAAUAAAUAAAUAAAAUGGACUUGAUUGAGGUAUUAACACAACAUAUCUGGUGUAACUUUAGUAAUAAUAUGGGACGUCACAAAUGUUUUAUUUAGCUCUGUUUAUGUUUAAAUAGCAGCCCUGAUAUCGGAUAGUGCUGUUAUAAUUCAAUAUAUUCUAAAAAGUCAAACAGUCCUGAAGCAUAUUAUGAAGAAGAGUCCUGGGAUAGUCUGAUCUAAGUAUGAGUCCAGCAGUUCUUAGGUACAAAUGUACAAAGGUGAGAUUAUCCACUGAGAUUACCCUGAGGUUUAACUCUAAACUGUUUUUGGUUCUUUUUUGUUUUUGAGUUUUUCUUUCAUCGUUUCCAUUAUUUUAUAGCAACAAUAAGAACCUGUGCAGUAAAGCUCUGCUGAGCGGAGUCAAGGCCCUGAUUAAUGGGCGUUCCCUAAAGUGGUUCUCCUCCUAUUUAUAUAGGAGAACCUUUGCUGUGGAAUUAGUGAGCUCUAUUUCCUGCUCUCAGCCUAUCUCAUCUGGGGUUCCUCGAGGUUCUUGUCUUGGCCCUGUGCUGUUUUCUCUAUAUAUGCUCCCUUUGGGAUUAAACUCUCAAACACAGUGUAGCAUAUCAUUGUUAUGUAGACCAUACCCAGUUGUAUCUGCCUCUGAAAUGUAAUGAUAACUCCAAACUGUCAUGUAUCAGGAAACUCUGGACUCGAGUUCCCAUCAGACACUGCACUGCACUAAAUGUCACAUGACCACCUGCAUCUGAUUCACGUUUCUGUUAAUGAGCAUUCUUGUGUGUAUAUAGCCACUGUCUGCACUGUUUCUCUGUCUUUCGUUGUCUUAGACUUCCGUGUUCCGUGCCACUGCAUUUUGUUUCGUGCCAUAGUGUUUUGCCUAGUUGUCUUAGUGUCUUUGUUUUGUUGUGUAUUUGUUUAAUAAAUGUUCUUAUCUGCGAUUGCUUCCGAACCCAUCCUUGAUUUGUGACACAAACUUGCAUCUCUGCUUGAUUAUAUGGAUGAAAUAAAGGUGUGGAUGGCAUCCAGUUUUUUGCAGCUUAAUGAGUCAAAAUCUGAAAUGGUGUUUUUCGGUCCAUCAAAGUUAGCCAGACAGCUUUCUCUACAUCUGGGCCCUUUAGCCACCAAUGUUAGGAAUGUUAGGUGAGGAACCCUGGUGUGAUUUUUGAUUCUGAGGUGAAAUGUGAAAAACAAAUACAUUUUCCAAGGAUCCUUUCUCAUAGUAUGAAUUUCUUCCUUGGUUCCUCUGAUUUUCUGUACACACCUGUCUUGUCUUUCCCCUGAUUGGUUCUCAUAUGUAAGUUCUGUGUUUUCCCUCCUUAGUAGAAUUUGUUUCUGAGUAGUUAUUAUCUGAUGUAUUCUGCAUGCUAGAUUCUUGUUUUGUACCCUUUCUAAUUUUCUGGUGUUUGUUUUUUUUUUAUUAUUGUUUUUUUAAAUUAUUAUUUAUUUUUUUAAUCUUGUGAACAAAUGAACCUAAUUAUCUGUAGACCAGCUGUAGUAGCAGCUUUAUAGCACAAGAUGUCGCUAUUUAGCCGCUUAGCCAUAGCUCACUUCCGUCUACUGGUGUGUGGGACUCGGGCCAUCAGGUUUCCUAGGGGUCAUCUAACAAUCUUCACUUGAUAUCAUAAAGUAUAGAAACAUUAAUGCGAGGAGAAACUUUACACAUUCAAAACACUUAGAUUAAUUUAUAAUGCAUUCAUUUGUUUAUUUAGGUAAAAUUUCAUCUAAAGAAAAGGCUACAAGCAAGCAUUAAGAAAAUGAUCCCUAAGAAAGAUAACAAUGCUGAUACUAUGAAGUAAGAUAAAACCACCACAUGGGAUCAAAUAUCUCAAUUUUAUUUUAUUUUUUUAGAAUAAAUAUUAAUGCUGCAUAUAAAAAGUAAAUUGAGUCAUGGAAAGAGUGAUGAAAUCACUCUUCAAAAAUAAAAAAUGAGACAGCGGUUGUUGUGGUUUCCUGAUAAUCACACUAUAUAACAGAGAGACACUCAGGCAGUGUGAGUGUGUGUGUGUGUUGUCACUUUGAGGGACUGGUGUGUGUGCAGAAGAAUCAGUAAUGAUGAAGUGCUUGUAUCUUUUGUCUGCUGUGUUUCACGUCGCUGCAGGCUGUUCUCUCUCUGGUGAAAAACAGACAGAAAUCACAGGACACACAGGUGGUUCAGUGCUGUUCCCCUGCUCCUGCUCUGACCUGCACACCAAACCUCAGAAAUUCACCUGGGGGACCUUCAGAACAGGACGUCUGACAGAAGUGUUAAAUGAUGAACACUACCGUGGCAGACUUCAGCUGUUUAAUCACAUUUCUCCUGCUAAUCUGUCUCUGCUCAUAUCUGACCUGAGAGAAGAGGAUCAGAGAUCCUACAGGUGCAGCACUGAGAAGGAACACAGAGAGGUCUGGCUUAAGGUUAAAGGCUGUGAGCUGGUGAAGAAGACAGUGGUAGAGGGUGUGACUGGGUUCACAGGAGAGUCUGUAGUUCUGCCCUGCGUCUGCACUGACCUACAGGACAAACCAAAGUCUGUAAAAUGGCAGUUUAAUAGAAUCAAUCACUUUCAGGAAAUUUACCCUGAACAGACUGGACGUCACAGAAACAGAGUCAAACUGGUCAGUAACAACGCUCCAGGAAACCUCUCUCUACUCAUAUCAGACCUGACUGAAGAGGACCAUGGACUCUACAGAUGUUCUGUACAGGACGAUAACAGAGAUGUCAGAUUAUCUGUUAAAGUAGGAAGAAGAGAAACUUCAACACACUCGAGGAAAACAGACACAACACCUCCAUCAGAACCGCCUCAGAGUAAAACAACAAACUCUCCACCUGCAUCAUCCUCAACAACACUGGAACAAGAUAAACAGCAAACACACAGCAGCCUCCCUCUAGGUGCCAAAACUUUUCAUCAGCAAUGAAAAAACACAUCUGUAUUAUUACAUUUAUUUGUUAGUACAUACUGUUUUACAUUCUCUUUGU
This is a messenger RNA of Ictalurus furcatus (blue catfish), 8374 nucleotides long. RefSeq names its product junctional adhesion molecule-like. The transcript has 5 exons. Bases 7471 to 8313 code for a protein of 280 amino acids. NCBI's taxonomy places the organism in Eukaryota, Metazoa, Chordata, Actinopteri, Siluriformes, Ictaluridae. Gene Ontology annotation, cellular component: external side of plasma membrane. Gene Ontology annotation, biological process: immune response; cell surface receptor signaling pathway; negative regulation of T cell proliferation. The record is from RefSeq and is a predicted model, not a curated record.